AUUUCCUGUUAACACGUAAACACCGAUAUCUAUGGUUUAUAGACUUUACGUAUUUAGGAAUGUUAUGACACUAACACUGGAGGUCAAGUCGGAGCCGUCGUUCAUCUAGAUAUAGAGUGAUUCUAGGUUGCUAAGUUGCUAGGAGCAACCUACAAGUCACACAUUGUAAGCACAAUGAAUGAUCCCUAUGAGUCGAGCGGAAUAGUGUCGAGAUAGACAGGUGCAUACGAUCAAGAUACGUUCAAGAAUACAAAAAACUUGCAGGCAUGUCGAUAAUUGUAGUAAACAAUAAUGGUACUCCUCAAUUAACCAUGGAGGAUGAUUAUAAUUUUUAUGAGACGGGUCCACUCGCGUGUUUCAAUGAUUUGUGGAUUGAGAACCAGAUCGGUCUUAUUUCUUAAGACAAAAAAAAGAUGUUAAAGCAUUUACUAAAUAACAAAUGGACACCUUAAGAAAAGAAACCAGUUCUCCGGCUUGAAACAGUUUGGCUUUAUCUUGAUUGCGGGCUAAGCAUGUUGGAAAGAAGGAGAGUGUGCUAUCACUCUAAACAAAGGGACGAUGAUACAUAAAAUAUCUACCAAUAUUUAGGACUAAUGAUAAAAUGAGUUAACGGUCACUGUGCUUAGAAGUUUAUGGACAAUAGUUUUUAGUACACAAUAAUGGAGUCGGUGUCUCGUGAGAUUGAUGAAAAUGCUAAUACACUUGAAGAAUUUGAAGAAGUGGUUAGAGAAAAACUCGGGGAAGUAGUUAGUUCAUUAGUUAACAAAGCUAUAGUUGAAGAAACUCCUUUUAAAUCAAAUGAUGCGCAUGUCGGGGAACAGAUAGUAUAUGAAUAUGAUUAUGUAUUAGAUUCAAGUAAAGUUUCCACUGAUGGUUAUGACUCUGGUAUAAACUCAGACUUUUCUAGAUCGAUUUCUGAAUCAAGAGAAACCUCUAAAGAGCCGGAUUUAGGACUUCUUGAUAACGAAACAAACCAGACAUUACAAUUUCAAAACAGCUUUCAUUCAAACGUAGAUACUGACAGUACAUUAGAUAAGGAAUUAAAUGAAUCAGAAGAUACGGUACCCAGUCACAUUGCGAAGGAUAACGUUAAUGAGGUAGUUAAGCAGGAGGUGACAUUACAUCCCGAUGUUGAUGAAGUUAAGGUGGAAUUAAGUGAUGAUUAUCAGGAAAGCGCUGGCAAGCUGAAUAAAGCAAAAACGUCGGUCAAAAGGAAAGCAAGAACUAAGUUGACAUGGGAAGAGAGGCAUGUUUGUCAAAUAUGUGGGAAGAAAUUCUCAAAUCCUUGCAACCGCCUUGCUCACGAAAAAAUGGUGCAUAGAAAUAUGCGUCAUAACAUUUGCGAAGUUUGCGGAAAGGGAUUCUACUCCUCAGCAACUUUAAAGAAACAUAUGAACAAGCAUACUGGUGAGCGCCCCUAUAAGUGCCCCAUUUGUAACAAAGGAUUCACUCAGCCAGGAAACGCUACCAGACAUAUGGAAUCCCAUUCGUUAGUGGAUAAAUACGAAUGUCCCAUCUGCAAACGAGGAUUUAAAGAAAAAGGUAACAUGAAACGCCAUGUAGAGACUCACAACGAUAAAAGACCUUACCCGUGUAAAAUAUGCUCUAAACCUUUUAGAUCAAGUUCUAAUUUGCAACGUCAUAUUCAGAUGGUACAUGGGAGUGAGAGGAAUUUCUUUUGUGAUCUAUGUAACAAGUCUUUCUCUUGUUCAGACAGUGUGAGGUUACAUAUGAAAAUUCAUACUGAUGAACGAAAUUUUCUUUGUCCGAAAUGCGGGAAGAGAUUCAUGGUAAGAGGAGCUUUGCGGAGGCAUAUGUCAGUGCAUGACGGUGAUGAUGUCAAUAAAUUCAAAUGUGGCAUCUGUGAGAAGCUAUACAAAACAGCCGAAACGUUAGCUUUUCAUAUGGUGGUGCAUUCUGGGAAUUAUACACGUUUUUGCCAUAUUUGUAAUAAGGGCUUUGCCCAAGCUAGCGUUUUGAAGCAACAUGUAGAAACACAUUCAAAAGAACGUCCCCAUGUUUGUCAAGUUUGUGGAAAAGCUUUUGCAAAGGAACAUACAUUACGGCGACACUUUGCCAUUCAUGGAGGAGAUAAGCCCUACGGUUGUGAACUAUGUGAUAAGAAAUUUUUGUACAGCUGGUAUCUUAAAACACAUAUGAAUGUUCACAUUGGCCAACGGUCACACGUGUGUCCCGUGUGUGAAAAGGGAUUUUCUAACAAGUUGUCAUUGAGAAAUCAUAUAAAAAUACAUACAGGACAAAAAGAUUUUAUAUGCAGGGUCUGUGAUAAAAGUUUUCGGGAACAGGGAAGCUUGAGAAGGCACAAGAAGAGCAAGAUUCAUAUACAACGAGAGGGAAAGCAAAAUUCAUAAACGAUAUUUAUAACGGAAACAAGAUUUAAUUAUAUAAACAUCGAGAGGUAAAACAAAAUUCAUAUACAAUGACAAUGGAAGCAAGAUUCACACAGAGAGGAAAACCAAAAUUCAUAUAACCUUAGAGGGAAAGAAGAUGAUCCUACAAAUAAGUGAAAAAACCUGUUUGUAAUAAGAUACGUUAGAUAUAUUGGAAAAAUAAUCAUUGGUCAACCUGUGAUCUGUCAUAACAGGUCAUAUUUUAGUGAUAGAAGUGUAAAUAGGAAAGAAAGAAAUCUUAAUACAGAGAAUAUAUACAUGUAGUUCUGUACUAAUUAGGAGAUGAACUUUAUUACAAGUUUGAUUGUAUAUUGUCUUUGCGAUUGCACAUUGUGUGAAUGUUUUGGGUUUUUUAUUGCUCAGUGUGUUUGGGAAUUUCUGUUAAAUCAUGCUUUGAUAAAGUUGGCGAUCUAUAUAGUUAUAAAGUAAAGCUAUACCAUAGAUAAAGUUGGCGAUCUAUAUAGUUAUAAAGUAAAGCUAUGCCAUAGAUAAAGUUAGCGAUCUAUAUAGUUAUAAAGUAAAGCUAUGCCAUAGAUAAAGCUAUGCCAUAGAUAAAGUUAGCGAUCUAUAUAGUUAUAAAGUAAAGCUAUGCCAUAGAUAAAGUUGGCGAUCUAUAUAGUUGUUAGCUAUGCCAUAGAUAAUGAUAUAUAUGUAUAUAAAAAUGUUACUUAAGAUUACGAGUGUUUCGGGCGGCCAUGUAUUAUAAACCGUCAGUAAAGACAGUCAGUUUAUUAUUUAAACAUGUUUGCUUAACUUUAUUGUUUUCUAAAGAUUAUUAGAUUGUCCUUCUAUACAUAGUUUAUUUUUAUUUUUUAAUCGCUGUUGCGUUACGGAGCGUUAUUAUCAUAUUGUACUGAAGUUGGUUUUGUAUGGUUCAGUUAUUCCGUAACAAUUCAUUAUUGUCAGUUUUUCGUUAAAUAGUUUUAUUCAUUCUGUUUUGUUUGUAUUUCUUGUUAAAGAGUUGUUGUUGCAAAAAAAUAGUAAAAUUGUAAUAUUGCAAACAGAGUUAAAAUUGCAAUGCGGCAAAAAUUGUUAAGUUUUUUAUUUUGCCAUUGGAGUCAAAUUUUACUGUUGCAAAUAAAUUUAAAUUGUUUUGUUACAAAUACUGUUAUAUUGUUUUGUUGCAAAUAGAGUUAAAGUGUUUUGUUUCACAAAAAGCAAGAUCUUUGCUUUUGUUGAGUUUUGUCUGAAGUUUUAUAGAAUGGUACACACUUUAUAAUUGAUUCUUGCUAGCUAAACUUAAUUUAUGGAAAAAAAAUUGAAUUGCCGCCAGCAAGAAGGAAUGGUCUAAAAUUUUCCCCAAAGAACGUUUUAAAGAUAAAACAUAAUGUGACAUUUAUCUGUAAAACGUAUUUUGUUAUACAUUAAUUCGGACAUAUUCAGCAGUAGGUAUUACUCUUUGAUACAAUGAUUCGUUUGUAUUCUACUUGCGGAGCAUAUGUCGGUAUACAGAAUCUAGGAACACUAGUUAGGUUAACUUCCCGCCGUUACAUAUCUGAAUAACGGCAUUAUACUCAAAGCAUACUAAACGCUUUUGUAUUUGUAUUACAGUUAAUGAGAGAGCAUUAGUUACUGAAAUAACAUUGAUUUUCUCGUCUAUAAUUCAAUUAAAAUGAGCGUAACCUGUAAAAUGAUAAUAAAAGUAUUUCUUUUAACAUUCCCUGCUUGUAGAGCUAAAAGAUGGAAAAAAUGUUUUUAUUUCUUUAGUAUUGUGACUAUAUUUCAUAACAUGAUAUAAUAAGUAUGUAACAUUCCAUGCUAAUAUUAUCAUAAUGUAACAUUCAGUUUUAAUGAUAAUUUUACAUUACAUGCUAAUGUCUAAAGGAUGUAAAAAUCAAUUUGAAUAUAUAAAUAACAUUUCUUGCUUAUCUAAUGAUGAUAUAAUAUUCCAUUUAGAUACAAGGAUGAUAUAGCAAUCCGUGCUGAUACAAUGAUGAUAUAACAUUCCGUGCUGAUAUAUUAAUGAUAUAGCAGUCCAUGCAUAGUUAAUGAUGAUAUAACAUUCCAUGCAGAUAUAAGGAUGGUUUAUCAAUCCGUUCUGAUACAAUGAUGGUGUAACAUUCCGUGCUAAUAUAGUGGUGGUAUAACAUUCCGUGCUUAUUCAAUGAUGAUGUAACAUUUCUUGAUGCUAUAGACUUGUGACAUAACAUUCCAUGAUUAUAUAGUGAUGAUAUGACAUUCCUUGUUACUAGUAAUAUAAUGAUGAUAUAACAUUCCGUGCUGACACAAUUGUUAUAUAGCGUUCUGGGCUGAUUUAGACAUGAAUUAGGAGUCCAUUUUUGCAUCAUGAUAUUGUAGCACUCGAUGUGAACACAAAAAUCUGGCUUUCCCGACGUUAUCUUUACAGUGCAACAUUUCAGUACCAUUAUUGAACAUUCAGUGCUACCGUAACAUUUAUGUGAAAUGUGUUAUGAAAUAACAAUGAUGUAAGACUUAUUGCUAAAUAAUGAUGUGAUAUUCCUUUCCACUGCCAACAUUUAAUGACAUAUCGUUGUAAUAUUAUAUCCAUGACGUAUAUUUUUGUUAUUUUUUCCUGCCACAUGUAUAUAUACACCGAUAAUGUAACAUUUUAUACUUACAUGUACCACUGAAAUUUCAUUAGAGGUGACGUAUGAGGCUUAACUUGACAGUUGCAAUUCAGGAGCUUCUGCUUGUGUCCGUGUGACUCUAAACCGAACAUAACUUGUUUUUGCCGCAAACUAGUGUUGCACUAACUGAUGGCAUCUCAAAACUCGAAAUAAUUUGUAUUUUGAUGAUCAUUUUUCUUUUCUCUGUAAGUUUUUCUAGUACAUUCACUGUUUUCUGUUAUUUUCUUUUGUCAAAUAAUUUCGUAUACCAGCUCUGAAUGUUAUCUAUAUGCUAAUUAUUAAAAGGUUUUAAUGAUAAAUAUAACGUAUAAAACUUCCUUGUAUGAUCUUAUGUAUAUUCUAAUUCUGUUAUAAAUUCAUGUUACGUAUUAUAUAAAUAAUUAUAAAUAUUUUGGUUUCACUAUACAAUGUAUGUUGGUCACAUUUUUAGCUCACCUGAGCCAAAGGCUCAUGGAGAGCUUUUGUGACCGCUCAAUGUCCGGCAUCCGGCGUGCGUCGUCCGUCCGUCAACAUUUCCUUAAAAAAUCUUCUUCUUGAAAACCACUGGGCAGAAUUACACCAAACUUCACAGGAAUAAUCUUUGGGUGGCCCCCUUUCAAAAUUGUUCAAAGAAUUUAAUUCCAUGCAGAACUCUGGUUGCCAUGGUAAUCAAAAGGAAAAACUUUAAAAAUCCCAAAACCACAGGGCCUAGGGCUUUGAUAUCUGGAGUGUAGCAUCAUCUAGUGGACCUCUACCAAGAUUGUUCAAAUUAUCUCCUAGGGUCAAAUACGGCCCCGCCCCGGGGAUCACAUGGGCCGUAAAAUGUCUCCCCGUACAUUCAAUCAGGGCUGUUAUAUUUCGAUCUUCUCAGAUCGUUCAGCACGACUUUUAUGUCGUGUUAUUAGUACUGUUUAGUUUCUCAACAUGACCAUUUCGGCCUGGGUGGUUCCAAUACUCCCGCUUUUAUAGCUUUGGGUAUUGUAUAAUCACCCCUUGUAUAUGGUGCCUGCUUUUUAAUUUUGUCUUUUGACAGUUCCUGUGAUACGCAGGCUCCAUAACCUCAGAUCCCCUUUCUAAAUUCCAGUUUGUUUAGUUCUGCCCAUUGUUUUCUCGUUUGGGACAAACCCUUUACUUUGUCUGGGGACCAAACGCCGCUCUUCAUGGAAUUACACGCCUCGACACAUGUAUCAUUGAAGGUUCCGUGUUCAUCGCCGUUUGAAUACAUCUGCGGAUGUCUCUAAAUUGCUUUUUAUACUUUUAACUUGUGUAAAUGUUGAGAUCUGCUCAACCUGGGGCUAGAGGGCGUGGACGGUGGCAUGCAUUUCCGCUACCGUCCAUGAACAGGCUCAAUCAAACCGAGCCUGCAACAUUUUCGUUUUUGUCGUGUUGGUCGACCUGUGAAGUUUCCAUUUUUCUCUAUUUUAUAUAGACUUAUAUAGGGAAAACUUUGAAAAUCUUCGUGUACAAAACCGCAUGGCCUAGGGCUUUGAUAUUUGGUAUUUAGCAUCAUCUAGUGGUUCUCUAAUAAGAUUGUUCAAAUUAUCUCCCUAGGGUCAAAUAUGGUCCCGCCCCGGGGGUCGCAUGUUUUAUAUAGACUUAUAUAGGGAAAACUUCUUGUACAAAACCACAUGACCUAGGGCUUUGAUAUUUGGUUUGUAGCAUCAUCAAGUGGUUCUCUACCAAGAUUUUUCAAAUUAUCCCCCUAGGGUCAAAUAUGGCCCGGCCCCGGGGAUCCCAAGUUUUACAUAGACUUAUAUAGGAAAAAAAAGUUUAAAAAUCGUCUUGUCUGAAACCACAACACUUAGACCUUUGAUAUUUUGUUUGUAGCAUUGUCUUAUGGUCCUCAACCAAAAGUUUUCAAAUUUUACCCCUGGGGUGAAAAGAGGCCCUGCCCAGGGGGUCCCAAGUUUUAUAUAGACUUAUAUAGGAAAAAUCUUUAAAAAGUUUCUUGUCUGAACCAUAGCACCUAGGCUUUUAAUAUUUGGUAUGAUGAAUUGUCUAGUAGUCCUCUACCAAAAUUGUUCAAAAUUAUGCCCCUGGGGUUAAAAGAGCCCCGCCCUGGGGCCACUUAGUUAUUAUGUGAGUUAUAUAGGAUAAAUACUUAAAAAUCAUCUGAUCCUAUUUCCAAGACUGUUUAAUUAUAAUUACCUGAUGACCCCAAGUAAUAUGAUGUCACUUGACUGUUACCUUGACCUACUGACUUACUUUCGUGUUUUUUAAGAUACAGCCUUGAAAUUUUGAUGACAUAUACAGUUUUGCACACAAAUCGUAAAACUGAAUUUCAUUGACCAUGAAUGUGACCUACUGACUUUCUUAAUAUUUUAUCAUCAGUUUGACAUUUGAAACAUGUAGCUCAUAUCACUCAGGUGAGCGAUCCAGGGUCAUCAUGACCCUCUUGUUAUUUAUUUAUUCUUAUUUUAGAUUUAUAUAUGUUUACCUAGUUUAAAUUGUUAAUUAAUGAUUGAUAUUUAUUACCUGUUGAGACUGAAACGAUUUUGUUACAGUACAUAACUUCUGAUUUGAAAAUCAAGAACGCUCAUAUAACCUAGCUUCGGUAGCCUAAUGGAUAAGACUCCUCCCCCGCAUUAGGGAGUUCGAACUUUCGAGCCCUGACAGAGGAACUCAGAAUUUUGAUUGAAUUAUGGCAAGGACCCUUUUAACUUUCAAAUCUUGAUUAAGUUUUCCGUACCAGUUCGUAUAUUGUGUAAACUGUUUGACAUAUGGCUUUGAAACUUUUACCACUUGUUUAUAACAGUCUCUAUCGGUAGGCUAGAGUACAUAGCUCUGUCAACUAUUUUGGCUGAAUUAGUCCUUUUUGGACUUGGAAAUUUGUUCAGUUUUCGUAAAAAUCCACGUUUGGUUAAAACUAUUUGCAAUGGGGCUUAGAAACUUUGAACACUUGUUCAUCUAUGUGAUCUCCACCUGUUUUCAAGGGUUUGUAACUAUGUCAAAGAUAUUUAGCUGAAUUUUGUGCUCUUUUUGGAGCAAGGCUACAUAACUAGGACAAGGAUUUUUGGCUCAGUUAUGUCCCUUUUUGAAACUAUUUAAGUUUUGCUUACCGUUCAAUGUUUUGUCUAAACUGUUUGAUAUAUGGCUACACAUUUAUAUAAUAUUAUCACAUGAUGCCAUAUAGUGCAAAAAUUAUCCUGUUCCACAAAUACAGGUACAUUGUCUGUCUAAUCUAAUUUUCUUCUUUUGUCUGAAAAUCUCUGUUAAUAUUUAAACCCCAUACUUACCUCAAGUCUUCGUAUAGUCAAACGCGUUGUCAACAGAGAGCUCUUGUCUUGUAGACAACUUUUUACAGACAAAACAAAACUACUCAAAUGCUGAAAUUCACUUUAUAUUAUCGUUUUAUUGUAAUAAAAAACAAAAGAAAGCGUAAUCUAAAUUUCGGAAAGUCUGCAGUAGUUCUGGAGGCUAGCAGCUUUCACAUUUUUAUAAAUGGUGUAUGAUUAGUAUCUGCAUUCGGAAAAGCUUGCUUUCUAACUUACUUUUUAUGUAGUUUUCUUUAUUAACCUUUGCAUUUUGGUUUGUAUUGUUUUGUUAGAUAUUUGAUAUUUUAGUCCUGAAUAUAUAGUGGAAAGGCGUUUUAAAUAUCUUUAUGAGCUAUUAACGAUUUGAAAGAAUUAAAAGCUCAGAUAAAUGUUU
Molecule: messenger RNA, 8626 nt
Organism: Mercenaria mercenaria
Lineage: Eukaryota; Metazoa; Mollusca; Bivalvia; Venerida; Veneridae
Product: gastrula zinc finger protein XlCGF57.1-like
Exons: 2
Coding region: 660-2372 (570 amino acids)
Biological process (GO): regulation of transcription by RNA polymerase II
Molecular function (GO): DNA-binding transcription factor activity; RNA polymerase II cis-regulatory region sequence-specific DNA binding; zinc ion binding
Source: RefSeq, a predicted model, not a curated record